AUGAUUACAUCUGCUGAAGCAGUUGAAGCUAUGGUAGAGGUUGUUCCUUGGGAAGAAGUUCCUGAGUCAUUGGAGCAUAAGAGAAUUGAUUACUUGGCAGAAAGGAAAAGGUCACUGCGAGCCCGUUAUGCAUAUGGCAUAAUCUUCUUAAUCACAAAUCUUUGGGCUUGGUUUGUUCGUGACUAUGCGCAAAGGGUUUUACCUGAGCUCCAUUAUAUGAAAUCUUGUGGAUCUGGCGGAAAUGACUGCUUUCAUACACUGGGAGUUCUUCGUGUGAGUUUAGGAAGCUUUAUAUUUUUCUUUCUAAUGUUCCUCACUACAUCUAAAACAAGAAAACUAUGGGAAGCUCGCAAUGCAUGGCAUUCUGGAUGGUGGGGAUUGAAGUUUUUCAUAUUACUAAUAUCGAUGGUGGUUCCACUCUUCGUUCCUUCAGAUUCUCUUCAAUUAUAUGGUGAAUUUGCUCGUAUUGGUGCAGGGAUUUUUCUCCUUCUUCAACUUAUAAGUGUGAUCCAGUUUAUUAAUUGGUGGAAUAAGUACUGGAUGCCCGAUGAGCAAAAGAAGCAGAGCUGCUCCCUUGGAUUAUUCAUGUCUACACUGUUUUACAUUGCUUCGAUGAGUGGAAUUGCAUUUAUGUACUUAUCACAUGCGAUGAAAUCCCCAUGUAUUCUCAACAUAUUUUUUAUCACAUGGACUACAAUUCUACUUAUUGUAAUGAUGGUUAUAUCGCUACAUUCGAAGGUAAACAGAGGUCUUUUAUCUUCUGGAAUUAUGGCUUCAUACAUUGUUUUCCUAUGCUGGUCUGCUAUCAGAAGUGAACCUGCCAAUGAGGAAUGCAACAGACAAAAACAAGGGAAUGGGAAUNGGGAUUGGAGUACAAUACUAGGCUUCCUGAUUGCAAUAUGUUCUAUUGUUAUGGCAACCUUUUCAACUGGGAUAGAUUCGCAGUCAUUUCAGUUUCAAAAAGAUGAAGUUCAAGAGGACGAUGACAUCCCUUACAAGUAUGGAUUUUUCCACCUAACAUUUUCCCUGGGGGCCAUGUAUUUUGCAAUGCUAUUCAUCAGUUGGAACCUCAAUAACUCAGCUAAGAAGUGGAGCAUUGAUGUUGGGUGGACUAGUACAUGGGUAAAAAUUGUCAACGAAUGGUUUGCAGCUUCAAUAUUUAUAUGGACGUUGAUUUCCCCGGUUCUGAGGCAGUCCGAAGUCAUGGAUCAUGAAGAGCCUGUGCAGGAGAUUGAUAACUCAGCUGUGCCAUGA
Molecule: messenger RNA, 1254 nt
Organism: Prunus dulcis (almond)
Lineage: Eukaryota; Viridiplantae; Streptophyta; Magnoliopsida; Rosales; Rosaceae
Product: probable serine incorporator
Cellular component (GO): membrane
Source: RefSeq, a predicted model, not a curated record